UAGUUAGUCGCUCGUGUGUGGUGGGUCGGAAAAACAUCGCUAGCUGUGAGAAGUUCUUUUUCACAAUUUGUCUCCGAAAAGUCGGAGGUCGGCAAUAAAAAAAGUAGAAGAGCAUUGGCACCGACAGCCUAUUGACUGUUCUAAGAAAGUGAAAGUUAAUAACGAAAAAAGCAAUGCUAAUUAUAUAAAAUCAUACGACAAAAGCUUGCACAUAUCAAUUAAAGCAUAUGAAUGUAUUUAAAGAGUGCGAAACAAUAAAUGUUCGCAACCAUGUGAACAGAGAGCGAGUGCGAGAAAGAGAGAACUCAAUCAGACAUAUGUAUAAUUCAAUAAUUAAAAACAAUAAACGACAAAUUCAAAGCGACGAGAGACAAGAGCAAACUGCAAAUAACAAACAAGUUAACAAUUAAAUUAAAAUGGUUUCCACAUGUGCUGCUACAAUCGAACGGUACUUUAAUUACUUGUGCUGAUAACUUUCGGUGCGGCUUGAAAGACGAGUGUGGGAGAGAGAGAGAGAGAGAGAGAGAGUGAGAGAGAGGGAGAGGAGAAGAAGAACCGGCCAUCAGACUGGAGGCGUCACUCACACUUAAGCGCAUUUUUGCACGCAAAAUUGCCUACAAAAAGAAAUCGAAAUCUAUUUUAGCGGCCAUGCGAACUAAACAUUUGAUACUAAUAUUAAUCGGUGUGAUAAUCGCAACGAUCGUAUUCAUCGCAUUCGGACCCGCCGGCGAACCGAACGAUUCCUUCAAGCACAUUGUGGUGCAGACGCAUCAACAGUUGAAAGAAUUUCAGGAGAAUUUACGUGUGGGCCACGAACGCAAGAAGCUCGAACUAGAGCCCAAAUAUCUGCUGCUCUUGGGCUACACAUCGCCACUGGGCAAUGAUGACAGCCAUCUGUCGCCACAUGCAGCACAACACACAAUCAAGCCGGCGCUCGACGAGAGAACGGCGCUGGAGCACGACGAUGGCCUGGCGAUAGCAGCACCCGAUCUGCAGCAGCUGGAACAGCAGCGAAAUCCACGCAAACGUGUCACGACACCGUACAGCGGCAUCAAGUCGAACUUCACCAUCGUGACCUAUGUGCAGGAGGGUCAAGCAGCCUCGGCCAUACUGUUGGCCCAGAAUAUUGCAGCCAAGCUGCCGGGCGAAUAUUUGCUCAUCUACGAUCUGGGCGUAUCCGAAGAGCAGUUGCGUUCAUUGAACGCUUACUGCAACAGCAGUCGCUGCACUGUGAUCACCUACGAUCUGACGGAGUUUCCGUCGUUUGUCAACGAUCAGCGAACGCACGCGUAUCGCCCGAUUGUGAUCAAGGAUGCACUGCGACGGGCCAGAUCGGUGCUGUUCACCGAGAACUAUAUGCGCAUCCGCGGUGGCUAUCGGGAGUUGCAAACGCUGCAGCGACGUGCUAAUGUCUCCGGCGUCCUUGGCUGGAAUACACCGACAGCGGUCUCGUCGCGCACGCAUCCAAAGAUGUUCGAUUACUUUGAAUCGGACGCGGAGAACUUCAUAUUCCUGCGGAUGGUUGAUCUCGAUGCGGUCUUCUUUAUGGACAGCACGUUUGUCACCGACAAGAUCAUGUUGCCAUGGCUAAAGUGUUCCCUAACACUGGAAUGCAUCGAUCCAAUUGGUGCCCAAUCGAAUGGAUGUAAAUAUAAUAAGAAACCGCUUUAUCGCUACUCUGGCUGCCAUGGCUAUGAUGCAUCAGCUUUCAAUAUUGUGCUGGGAUUAACGCUCCGCCUGGACGACUCCAAGUACUCGCUGCCCAGCAAUUCGCCGGAGAACAUGUUCUACAAGGAGACGCUGGAGCAGGCGACUAAGAUAUUGGAGAAUCGUCGCAGGAAUGCCACCGAAACAUCGGAUCAUCCAUUCACGGAGGACUAAGGGAAUGAUGCAUCGUUCGAUCUUUUUCCAUAUUGGUUAAAACACACACUCAGGAGCCGCUGGAUCAAAGCAAGCAAAUAUUGCUAAAGACACUAAUUGUCAUCAACAUUUAGUCUUUAUUAUUUAGACAAGCGAAUAAUUGAAGCUUGUACACAAUUUCAUCGCACACAAGCAAGAUAACAACAUAUUCAUAAAACCAACACAUACAAUAUGGAUCAUAUCGAGAAAUAUAUUCGUUGUCUGGAGAAUUACCGAGUACUUAGAUCAAAUUAAUUCAAUUGAUGAAAAUUAAAAUUAAAAAUGUAAUAUUAAGCGUCGAGUGUUAUGUCACAUUGACCACGGCCAGGCCAGAGAGCUUCUAUAUCCAUAAAUGAAAACACAUGGGCUACUUAUUAAAACAUUUUCUGUGUAUCAAUUGAUGAAUAAUUAUGUAGGCAUUUUAUAAUUAAGGCUCUCUUGCUACUCUUAAAUAUGUUUAAUUUGAAUUAGCAUGUAAAUAUACUAUGACAACAGCAGCAGCAAACAAACAAAACAAAACAAAACAUAAAAUAUAUUUUGUGAUUGUAUUUUGAUAGUAACACCAUAUUCAUACAUAUUCGCUAUAAAUAACUCAAUAUAAACUAACUGUACUAUAUAGGAAAUGAGCCAAAAAAAAAAAAAUUAAAGAAAACGAAA
Drosophila albomicans is the source of this 2556-nucleotide messenger RNA. RefSeq lists its product as uncharacterized. NCBI's taxonomy places the organism in Eukaryota, Metazoa, Arthropoda, Insecta, Diptera, Drosophilidae. The transcript has 4 exons. The record is from RefSeq and is a predicted model, not a curated record. The coding region runs from base 649 to 1881 and encodes 410 amino acids.